Penaeus indicus is the source of this 4398-nucleotide messenger RNA. RefSeq names its product transmembrane protease serine 9-like. The record is from RefSeq and is a predicted model, not a curated record. NCBI's taxonomy places the organism in Eukaryota, Metazoa, Arthropoda, Malacostraca, Decapoda, Penaeidae. The transcript has 33 exons. Bases 1 to 4398 code for a protein of 1465 amino acids. Gene Ontology annotation, molecular function: serine-type endopeptidase activity. Gene Ontology annotation, biological process: proteolysis.
AUGAUCUUGAAAUAUAUUCAAUACAUUACUGUAGGGAAAUAUAAGCACAACCAGGCUGUACUGUACACUAGAAAUGAGGGUAUUCAGCUCAUAUCAUGUAAUGAUAUGAGUUUGGUUGUGAAAGACCACACCUGUGGCGAGAGGAAGGGACAUGGAUACUCAGGGGUAUAUAACCAUACCUGCAGAGGGUUUCAGCCAGAGUCCUCGAGCGAUCCGGGCUGCGAAGUAGUCCUCCUCCUCCUCCUCUACUCGAACACUCGCUCAGGUCCUCCUCGAAGAGCUCUCGCCAUGAGGGUCUUCUCCGUUGGGUUGGUGACGGCGACGCUGCUGUUCGCCUGGAGCGAUGCUAAUGCCAGGAUAGCACCAAAGAGCAGGUUUAUCGGUUUUCGUCAAGUGACACUGAACCCAGAUCAGGCUCAAACCUACCCCAGUGGUGGUGUUGGUCCCCGUCAGGUGACACUGAACCCAAAUCAGGCUCAGACCUACCCCAGUGGUGGUGUUGGUCCCCGUCAGGUGACACUGAACCCAGAUCAGGCUCAAACCUACCCCAGUGGUGGUGUUGGUCCCCGUCAGGUGACACUGAACCCAGAUCAGGCUCAAACCUACCCUAGUGGUGGUGUUGGUCCCCGUCAGGUGACACUGAACCCAGAUCAAGCUCAGACCUACUCCAGUGGUGUUGGCCCGCGCAUGGAAGUGGCACCACAGUUUGAAAAUAGAGCUGCAGUAAAUUGCGGAUCUUACUACAUAGCCCCGGGUUCUUCCAAGACAUUCCAGUCAAAGAACUACCCCAGUAACUACCCUGGUGGCAAGAGGUGCACAUGGAAAUUCCGCACUUCUGUCGAUUCAAAGUUGAGCAUCCAGUGUGACGAUUUCAAUCUGCAACAGUCGAGACAAUGCAAAAAGGAUUUCUUCCGGGUCACGGAUUCCUCUGGUUUUAAACAAAAAUACUGCGGUGCCAAGGGUUCUCUGAGCGUUUCUGAUAAAUCUAGGAGAGUUACUGUUUUGUUCAAAACAAACAGGAAGAAAUCUAAUACUGGAUUUUCCUGUUCUGUCAGAGCUUCAGUGCCAGACUCCCAAACAACAACUGUAGACCCUCAGCCAACUUCGGAAUGCACUGGAUGUGGACAAGUGAACCGUGCCAACCGCAUUGUUGGUGGAGUAGAGACAGAGGUGAACGAAUAUCCCUGGAUGGUGUCUCUUGUCAACGGCAAUGGAUACUAUCACUUCUGUGGCGGUUCUAUCAUCUCCAGUCAAUGGGUCGUCACUGCAGCUCACUGUGCAGCUAUCAUGAGCACCUCGGAUUAUGUGUUGGUGGGAGACCACAAUCUGUACUCAUCAAGUGAUGCCAAUUCUCAGUGGAUGCAAAUUGCUGAAAUUGUGAGUCAUCCGUCCUAUGAUUCAAAUACACUGGACAACGACAUUGCCCUCAUCAGACUUACCACAGAAAUACAGUUCCCAUCUGACAACAAAAUCGCCCCUGUGUGCCUUCCAACAGCUGGUGAAAUGUAUGAUAAUGUGGAUGCCACAAUCACCGGAUGGGGAGCUCAACAGGAGGGAGGAUCCACAUCCGGUACCUUGUUCGAAGUAACAGUGCCCACCAUGACUAACACCGAAUGCAAUAACAAAUAUGGAGGAAGCAUUACUGACAACAUGAUCUGCGCAGGCAUUCCUGAGGGAGGCAAGGACUCCUGUCAGGGAGACUCUGGAGGACCAAUGGUGGUGGAAGAAAACGGCAAGUGGAAACUGGUGGGAGUUGUAUCGUGGGGAUAUGGCUGUGCUCGACCUGAUAGGCCCGGAGUCUAUGCCAGAGUUACACAAUAUUUGCAAUGGAUUUCUGACUCUACAACCGGUGUCUGUGUUGAUGGAAACACACCUGCUCCUACUAAUGCCCCGACGCCCGCUCCUACUCCUGCACCCACGCCUGCCCCUACAUCUGCUCCCAGUUCUGACUGCCCUGGAUGUGGACAAGUGAACCGUGCCAACCGCAUUGUUGGUGGAGUAGAGACGGAGGUGAACGAAUAUCCCUGGAUGGUUUCUCUUGUCAAUGGCAAUGGAUACUAUCACUUCUGUGGCGGUUCUAUCAUCUCCAGCCAAUGGGUCGUCACUGCAGCUCACUGUGCAGCUGUCAUGAGCACCUCGGAUUAUGUGUUGGUGGGAGACCACAACCUGUACUCAUCAAGUGAUGCCAAUUCUCAGUGGAUGCAGAUUGCUGAAAUUGUGAGUCAUCCGUCCUAUGAUUCUAAUACACUGGACAACGACAUUGCCCUCAUCAGACUCACCACAGAAAUACAGUUCCCAUCUGACAACAAAAUCGCCCCUGUGUGCCUUCCAACAGCUGGUGAAAUGUAUGAUAAUGUAGAUGCCACAAUCACAGGAUGGGGAGCCCAACAGGAGGGAGGAUCUACAUCCGGUACCUUGUUCGAAGUAACAGUGCCCACCAUGACUAACACCGAAUGCAAUAACAAGUAUGGAGGAAGCAUCACUGACAACAUGAUCUGCGCAGGCAUUCCUGAGGGAGGCAAGGACUCCUGUCAGGGAGACUCUGGUGGACCAAUGGUGGUGGAAGAAAACGGCAAGUGGAAGCUGGUGGGAGUUGUGUCGUGGGGAUAUGGCUGUGCUCGACCUGAUAGGCCCGGAGUUUAUGCAAGAGUUACACAAUAUUUGCAAUGGAUUUCUGACUCUACAACCGGUGUCUGUCUCGAUGGGAACACACCUGCUCCAACCAAUGCCCCGACGCCUGCUCCUACUCCUGCACCCACGCCUGCCCCUACGUCUGCUCCCAAUUCUGACUGCCCUGGAUGUGGACAAGUGAACCGUGCCAACCGCAUUGUUGGUGGAGUAGAGACGGAGGUGAACGAAUAUCCCUGGAUGGUUUCUCUUGUCAACGGAAAUGGAUACUAUCACUUCUGUGGCGGUUCUAUCAUCUCCAGCCAAUGGGUCGUCACUGCAGCUCACUGUGCAGCUGUCAUGAGCACCUCGGAUUACGUGUUGGUGGGAGACCACAAUCUGUAUUCAUCAAGUGAUGCCAAUUCUCAGUGGAUGCAGAUUGCUGAAAUUGUGAGUCAUCCGUCCUAUAAUUCUAAUACACUGGACAACGACAUUGCCCUCAUCAGACUCACCACAGAAAUACAGUUCCCAUCUGACAACAAAAUCGCCCCUGUGUGCCUUCCAACUGCUGGUGAAAUGUAUGAUAAUGUGGAUGCCACAAUCACAGGAUGGGGAGCUCAACAGGAGGGAGGUUCCACAUCAGGCACCUUGUUCGAAGUUACAGUGCCCACCAUGACUAACACCGAAUGCAAUAACAAGUAUGGAGGAAGCAUCACUGACAACAUGAUCUGCGCAGGCAUUCCUGAGGGAGGCAAGGACUCCUGUCAGGGAGACUCUGGAGGACCAAUGGUGGUGGAAGAAAACGGCAAGUGGAAGCUGGUGGGAGUUGUGUCGUGGGGUUAUGGCUGUGCUCGACCUGAAAGGCCCGGAGUUUAUGCAAGAGUUACACAAUAUUUGCAAUGGAUUUCUGACUCUACAACCGGUGUCUGUGUCGAUGGGAACACACCUGCUCCAACUAAUGCCCCGACGCCUGCUCCUACUCCUGCACCCACGCCUGCCCCUACGUCUGCUCCCAAUUCUGACUGCCCUGGAUGUGGACAAGUGAACCGUGCCAACCGCAUUGUUGGUGGAGUAGAGACGGAGGUGAACGAAUAUCCCUGGAUGGUUUCUCUUGUCAACGGAAAUGGAUACUAUCACUUCUGUGGCGGUUCUAUCAUCUCCAGCCAAUGGGUCGUCACUGCAGCUCACUGUGCAGCUGUCAUGAGCACAUCGGAUUACGUGUUGGUGGGAGAUCACAAUCUGUAUUCAUCAAGUGAUGCCAAUUCUCAGUGGAUGCAGAUUGCUGAAAUUGUGAGUCAUCCGUCCUAUAAUUCUAAUACACUGGACAACGACAUUGCCCUCAUCAGACUCACCACAGAAAUACAGUUCCCAUCUGACAACAAAAUCGCCCCUGUGUGCCUUCCAACUGCUGGUGAUAUGUAUGAUAAUGUGGAUGCCACAAUCACAGGAUGGGGAGCUCAACAGGAGGGAGGUUCCACAUCAGGCACCUUAUUCGAAGUUACAGUGCCCACCAUGACAAACACCGAAUGCAAUAACAAGUAUGGAGGAAGCAUCACUGACAACAUGAUCUGCGCAGGCAUUCCUGAGGGAGGCAAGGACUCCUGUCAGGGAGACUCUGGAGGACCAAUGGUGGUGGAAGAAAACGGCAAGUGGAAGCUGGUGGGAGUUGUGUCGUGGGGUUAUGGCUGUGCUCGACCUGAAAGGCCCGGAGUUUAUGCAAGAGUUACACAUGGCUCCACAUGUACUCAGUCAACAAGGAGUGCAGCGGUAGAUCCUAGUGAUCACUCCUAA